UGCUGUGCACACUCUUUAGCCCAUUCAGCCACCCCGCCCCCUAAAAAAAUAAACAGUUUACCAGUUGCUACAACACCUGAUAAUUGUGUGUUUGAAAUAGAAAAUGAAGAUAGUGUGGAACAAGAAGAAGAACUAAACAAGCCUUCCACACAUCCCCUGACCCUGAUUUUGAGGGAAAAUAUGAUAAACCGCAAAGACUAAGUCAAAAGAGAAAGCAGAAAUUCUUGAGUCUCGACUACAGCAAUGGAAUUUUCUCGAAAGUGGUGUCAGAAUCUCAGAGUACAGAAAACUGCUUCCCUUUUUUGAUAAGAAAAAUAAUCUUGUUAUUUGCUGCCACAUUAAUAGCUGGAUGAAAUCUUUGAAAUUGAACCAUGGUCCAACUGAAUGGAGACUAUUCAUAGGCUCCUCCAAGCUUAGUUUGAAAGCUGUGUUCUUCACAAUGACAACUUUCUUUCUUCUAUUGUUGUUGGUCAUGCAUUUCACAUGAAGGAGACAUAUGCAAAUAUGACAGCUCUCUUGGACUCACUAAAAUAUCAUGAAUACAAAUGAAAAACCUGUGGUGAUUCAAAAGUCAUUGUCAUACUUUUAGGAAUGCAGCUGGGGUACACAAAACAUUGCUGCUUCUUAUGUAUGUGGGACAGUAGAGAUAGGAAAUUGCAUUAUAUUAAAGAUAACUGGCCUGCAAGAAAUCUUGAUCGUUGCUAGAAAAACGUUGCCAAGCUUCUCAUGAACCCAAAAGAUAUUCUACCUCCAUCCCUGCAUAUUAAGCCAGGUUUGAUGAAAAAUUUUGUCAAAGUUAUGAACCAAGAAGGACGACCUUUAAGUACAUAAGAGAGAAAUUUCUGACAUUAAGUGAUGCAAAACUUAAGGAAGUAAUAUUUAUCGGGCCACAAAUUCGAGUACUUGUGAAGGAUCCUGCAUUUGACCAAGUUUUGGAAGGGAAAGAAAAGCAAGCUUGGAAAGCCUUCAACGGAAUUGUUUGUGGGUUUUUAGGCAACAAAAGAGAUGACAACUACACUCAUUUGGUGACAGAGCUCCUGCUAAAGUACCAUGACCUUGGAUGCAUCAUGUCCCUUAAAAUCCAUUUUGUCCACUCCCAUCUAGACUUUUUUUCUCCUAAACCAUUAUGGAAAGAAUGGAACCAUAUAAUCUCUCCAGACACAACCAUCUGCGAGGUAUUCUUCCAGAAAUUUAUAAUUCUUAGAAUGUAACCACCAUUUUGAAAAAUCAAAUGCACUUUCAAUGCUGCUAGCAUAUAUCUCUUAACCCACUAAUAUGAAGUACUUCCACCUAGUGUAUAUCACAGAAGCUAGACCUAAGAAAAAUUUGUCAUUGUCAUGUUCAAUUUUCCCAACCCACAAUUAGUAAGAAUUGACUCAUGAAGUGCUAGAAACAUUAACAACUUGUUUUUUGUUGCCCAGUGUUAUUUUUUCAGAAUAUUGGGAAACCAUAAGUUAAUACAACACUUAUUAUUUUUAUUCCUGAUAAGAUAAGCAUAGAUAGAUAGAAAAUAAACCCUAUUCUGGGACUAUAAAUAUAGUAUAUAAUGAAAUAUUUUAUAGAUUACUUCUUAAUAGUUAUUGUUUAUGAUUUUUGUUUUUCAUUAUUUUUAUUUGUUACAGUGUCCUGAAUUUUUUAUGCAUUGAUCAUUGUAAAGUUUUUAAUAUUUGUUUUUUUACAUUAAGAUCUUUUCUCAUUUUGUGUUUUAGUAUUGCAUGUGUUUUACUGUUUAGUAUUAUGUAGUAUAUUUCCAUAUAAUUUAUGAAUAAGUAUUUCUCCCCUAGGAGGCUCAGAAUUGCUCAUAAUAUCCAUUCUACAGGGAUAUUACAAGUUUCUCCUGAACAAAUUUACAGCUUUUCUUCAGAUCAUUUAAUUGAUUGUGGAGAAAUUGGUCGAGGGGCAUUCGGGACUGUUAACAAGAUGGUUCACAAGGAUAGUAAUAUGCUAAUGGCUGUGAAGAGAAUCAGAUCCACUGUUGAUGAAAGAGAACAAAAACAGCUAUUAAUGGAUUUAGGAGUAGUUAUGAAAUCAAAUGAUUGCCCAUAUAUAGUCAAGUUCUAUGGGGCUCUUUUUAUUGAAGGAGAUUGUUGGAUUUGCAUGGAGUUAAUGGAUACUUCUUUAGAUAAAUUUUAUAAAUUUAUUUAUGAACACUUAGCAACCCAGAUACCUGAAAGUGUGAUCGGAAAAAUUGCAGUUGCGACUGUGCGUGCUUUGAAUUAUUUAAAAGAACAUUUGAAGAUAAUUCAUAGAGAUGUUAAACCAAGCAACAUUCUUCUUGAUAGAAGAGGAAAUAUUAAAUUGUGUGACUUUGGAAUUUCAGGGCAACUAGUUGAUUCCAUUGCAAAAUCUAGUGAUGCAGGUUGUAGACCCUAUAUGGCGCCUGAGAGAAUAGACCCGCAGAGAACCAAGAGUGGUUAUGACGUUCGUUCAGAUGUCUGGUCGUUGGGAAUCACUCUGAUGGAAGUGGCAACAGGCAGAUUUCCCUACCCCAAGUGGAAGUCAGUGUUUGAUCAACUUUAUCAAGUGGUGAAUGGCAGAGCACCCUCGUUAUCUCCUGCCUAUCAGAACCGGUUUUCUGAAAACUUUAUCUCAUUUGUUGAUACAUGCUUGAUUAAAGAAGAAAACCGAAGACCCAAGUAUAAUGGACUCUUGGAACAUCCAUUUAUAAGACAAAGUGAACAAGCUCAAGUUAAUACUGCUGGUUAUUUCUCAGAAAUUUUAGACAAUAUGGCUCUGAAUGGAGCUUUUUUAUCUACUGCUGAUCAACCUUGAUUAGAUUUUAAUACCCACAGGGCUUUCAUAUGGUUUUUUUUAAACCAUAACUGUAAAAAAUAUAUAUAUUUAUUUUAUUUUCAUGUUUUAAGUUAUUUGUUCUCACUCCAUCAACAUAAAGUGAGAACAAUUACUUAUUACCACUUAUCUAAGUUGAGGUUUUUCUUCUUUUUUUUUUUUUAUAUUUUAAUGUUUAAAUAAAAAUUUGAUUUUUAAAUAAAAUAUAUUUUGGUUUUAAAUGUCUUUGAUAGCACCAAUAUGUGCCUAUUGUUAAUUAUUUGUUAUUGAAUGUUGACUUUGAAAUGUCUUGCUAAAUAAGUAUUGUAUAUAGAAAUUAUAGCAUUGUUGAUUGAGAAAUUGUUAACAUAGUUUUACAUUUAUACAACACCAAGUUUGAGAAUGUAAAUGUGUUAUAUUGAAGAGAUUAUAAUAUAAUAUCUUUGAAAUGUU
Molecule: messenger RNA, 3222 nt
Organism: Nezara viridula (southern green stink bug)
Lineage: Eukaryota; Metazoa; Arthropoda; Insecta; Hemiptera; Pentatomidae
Source: the annotation of a GenBank genome assembly